Molecule: messenger RNA, 1969 nt
Organism: Meloidogyne enterolobii
Lineage: Eukaryota; Metazoa; Nematoda; Chromadorea; Rhabditida; Meloidogynidae
Source: the annotation of a GenBank genome assembly
CGGAUUAAAAAGAAUUCCGUGAACUCUGUUCUAUUUUUACAGUAUUUCAAAUUUUGGGUAUUGAUUAAGCUAGCCGAUUUAAUAUUGCUUGCGUGGAAGCAUUCGUAUCUCUCCCUUCUCUCCAACACUCAUUCCCUUAACUAUUUUUGAUAAGAAUAUUCUCUCUACACACUAUCCCUCCUACAUUAUCUCUCGGCUUUCACCUUCCCUCCUCGUAAAAGAUAAAGCCGUUGUAGUCGCGCAUAUGCUUGCACUUAAUUUAUACGUGUACAUAGCUUCUUUGAGAGGCGCUUUAACAUGCAUUACCCCUCACUCCCACCAUUUUUAUUUGACUAAAAUGCGAGGAAGGCAUCUUCCACAGAAAAUAUUAAAAAUUGUUUUACUUUUUACAUUGGUUACGGUAACGCAGUCCCGAGUUGAAGGGAAUUGGUCAGAUUAUCAGAAUGUAGGAGAAAACGUACAGAAUUUAAAAAAACACGAAGAAAUUCCUUUAGGCAAAAAAUAUGACAAUGGUGAAAAUAUUGAAAAUGAAAUGGCUAAAAAUGAAAAUGAUGUUAGUGGAAAAGCUAAUGAAAAAGUAAAAUCAAGUAAUUUAAUUGAUAAAAAAGGUUUUGAAGAUGAGGAAGGAGAGAGUAUUAAAAAAAUGAAAAAUCGAAAUGAAGGAAAACAAGGUGGUGAAUUGAUAAACAAUUUCCCUUUUCUCCGUGAUGUACCCUAUGAAGAAGUGAAAAAAUUUCAACAAAUCUCAAAUGAUCCAAAUUUAACAAAGGGAGAAUUGGAAGUAGAACGUCAGCAAUGGGCAGAGAAACAAAAUACUGAUGUUAUGAAUGCUUUCUAUGAAUGGAAAGCAAAAAUAGAAGAAAGCAAAAAACAAGAGAAGAGGAAACUAGAAGAUCGUUUGAAUUUGUUUACAGAAGGGAUGAAAAAUAUAUUGUCAAAAAUAGAGGAAAUAAUAGAUGACAAAGGUAUUAGCCGAAAGCAAGAGUGCGAAAAGAUACGUUCACUUCUUAUUGAAAACGAAUUACGCAAGGAUUUUACAGAAAAGGUUCCAAUGCAGUUGGUGGAUUUUUGUAUGAAAGGGGCUGAUAAAAAUGAAGAGGUCGAAGAGGAGCAAAAUGUGGAUCAACCUAUUAGGAAGUCUACCACUAAAGACGGAGUAUGGCCUUAUUCUAAAAAUGAUAAGGAUAUGAAGGAUGCAACAAAUGACAAUGAAGAACAGAAAGAAGAGUUGAAGCCUAAUCCGCUAAAAGCGGGUUCUAGAAAACCAAAUGAUAGUAGUUCAUCCUCUUCAAGCAGUGAAAAUGUUGAAAAACAGGUGAACAAUGCAAUUAAUGAGGAAGAAAAGGAGAUAAUCAAAAAGGAAAAUGAGAAAAAAACUGAAGAUAACAAGUUAAAUGAUGACGAUUCUGCAUCAUCUUCUGGUUCAGCAAGUAGUGUAGAGGAACCGGAAAAAGAUAAAAAAGGAAAAGUAGAUAGGAUGGACAAAAAAAGUAAAAAUAAGGGAGGCGGAGAAAAGAAAGAAGAUGGAUCCUCAUCAUCUUCAAGCAGUGAAGGAGAUGAAGAAGAUAAAAAGAAGCGUAAUGAUAAAGCAAAAAAGGUCAAGAAGAGGAAGGUUAAAGAUUCAUCGUCAUCAUCUUCAGAAAACAUUGAAGAGGCUGAAGGAAAAAAGCAUAAAAAGCGGAAAAACGUAAAGAAUAAACAUAGUAAGAAGGAAGUGGAAAAUAACGAGAAAAAGGUAGAAGAUAAAUCCUCAAGUAGUUCAAGCAGCAGUGGGGAGGAUGAUGAAAAAAUGAUAAAGAAAGCCAAGAAAAACAAACGUGGAAGAGAUAAAAAUGCUGACGAUAAAGAUGAGGAUGAAAAAAUGUUCAAGAAAAAACACAAACAUCAUAAGAAAGGCAAGGAUGAUGCUUCAUCUUCAUCAGAUUCGGAUGAAAAGACAAAAAAGCAUAAAAAACACAAAACGGAUUAG